This is a messenger RNA of Sipha flava (yellow sugarcane aphid), 5221 nucleotides long. RefSeq lists its product as uncharacterized. Gene Ontology annotation, biological process: RNA export from nucleus; protein import into nucleus. Lineage: Eukaryota; Metazoa; Arthropoda; Insecta; Hemiptera; Aphididae. Gene Ontology annotation, cellular component: nuclear pore inner ring. The coding region runs from base 120 to 5141 and encodes 1673 amino acids. The transcript has 28 exons. The record is from RefSeq and is a predicted model, not a curated record. Gene Ontology annotation, molecular function: structural constituent of nuclear pore.
UUUUUACUACUCUUUUUUAUCAAUUUUUAGAUUAAAGUAUAUUGAUAUUUCUUUUUCCUAUUAAGUAUAUAUUAAACUUGGUUUCUUUUCUUUCCACAAUACUUUUGCAAGACUUUAAAAUGAACUCAAAGCAACACAUUUGUUGGAAAGAAUUCUACUACAAGCUAAAUAAAUUGAAUGUAAACUAUUCUGAUGAAUCAAUUGAGUCUAUGAUAUAUGAUAGUUUAGAUGACAUGAAAAAAGGCCUGCUCAAAUUUAAAUCUCAUGCUUCAUCCCGUCUGAUGUUUUAUAAAAAUGAUAAAUCAGACACAGACUACUUAUAUCCUAUUUUAUCCCAACUACUUUUUAUUAAUGAGGAAGAUGCUAAAGUUGUAUAUAAUAAAUAUAAUAAGUUUGUGUGUCAAAAUGAUUUGAAUAAAACUAUGACUGAAAAUGAAUUACAUAAUGUAUGUGUUAAUGUAUGGAAUUUUUACAAUGAAGAAAUAUUGUUCUUAUUUCGUUCAUUGAAAUACAUUCUUACUGCAGCAGAAAAUCAUAACUCUCAUUAUUCUACAAUUUGUAAAAAAAUUGUACAUAAACAAAUUUGGAAUGAAUGGUAUACUUCUCUUCGAGAUCAAUUGUCAUAUGUUCGUUCAUUAACUUUUUUUGAUACUAUUGUUUACAAACCACUUCAGAAAGUGAUACAUAAACAAUUGCUUACAUUUGUUUUAAACCAGCAAAUUGAAAUUUUACAAUUGAUGGUGUUAAUUUCUUUAAAAAUGGUUGAAAUUUCAAAAAGUGAUUUUAAUGUUUGGGUCACUAAUCUAAUUGAUAAUAAUUUUGGAAAAAAUCAAACUCUGGAAUAUGAUUAUAAUAAUUUACAAACUGCAUAUCUGCCAAUAAUGAAUCAAAUUUCUAGUUUAGAAACAUUACAUACAUUACAAAUGAUAGCAAUAUUUUGGGAAAAUGAAAAUUAUGUAUGGUCAACUAAUUUAGAAUUCAACGAAGCCGAUAAAAAAAUUCGUAUGAUUCAACCUAGUAGUGAAUAUGGUAUUGUCCUAUUAGCUUGGACACUCCUUCAUCUUAAAGGCAAAUUUGGCAUCAAAAGUAAUCAAAAACUAGAAGUUUAUACAGAAGCAAUAAGUGCAUUAAAAAUGUGGCCAUCUUUAUUAGAAAUGUGUCAAUCAUCAGCUAUUAAAGAUCACCCAAUAAUAGACAAAUUAGGAAGAUUGCUAUCUGAAAACCUAAUUAUAGAAAGUAUUAAAUUAGAUAUAUUUGAAUUGGUUGACUAUGAUCCAAUUCUUAUUAAACUUUUGUCAUAUUUAUUAAAAAAAAACCCAAGAUUAUCGAUUGAAACAAUUAACAACUUAGAAAGCGGUAUUGGUUUAUUUGUAAACAAAUUUAUAGAAAUGUAUCCUGUUAAUUUAUGCAGCUUAUUUGAACUAUUUACUGGUAUUAUCAAAGGAGCUCCACAAAGUUUGAAUAAAGUAUGGACACUGAUGAAUAGUAUUGACACAUUUUAUGCUAUUGCUCCACCAGAUGGACAGUAUAUUUAUGAACAGAAAAUGGAUAAUUUUUCAUUAACUGAUAAAUAUUAUGUAAACAACUCAAUUUAUAGCAUUGAAAUUCCUAAAGACACAACAUUUAUUAUUAAUGGAGAUAUGGUUUGCUUUAAUAUUAAAGUGCCAGUAUUCUAUUUUUUGAAUUCUGCUAUUAACAACUUUAGAAUGUGUCGUGAUGAGGAUCGUAAGUCUAGUUCUUAUAUUCUUACAAAAGAGAUGCUUGUAAAUUCUAUAAAAAUUAUUCAGUCUAUUGCAAAUGUUGCAACAUCUUUGAAUGAUGAUAUUAUGGGAACAUGUGAAACAUUGUUAACACUUGUACCUAGUGUUUCCUACAUUGAUUCAAAUUAUGCGACUGAUCCAGAAAUAGUAUCUGAAAUAUUGAAAUUGGCAAGAUAUAUACUUGUUUACUUUCCUGAACAAACAAUGUGUUACUUUAAUGCCAAUAAUUUUUUUCCUUUUUUAAUGAGUAGUGUUGAAGAUUCUGUUGUAAAUUUACAUCCUUUUUCUCAAAAUUCUAUUGCAUUAAUGAUUUUGAAGUAUGGAUCUGAAAUUUAUUCAGUUUUAACACAGUAUGUUAAAUUAGUUGAAGCUUCACUUAAAGUCAGACAUGUGCUUACACAUCAGUGUGCAACAGCUGGUAUAAUGUUUGUGUUCAAAACUAUUAUGCCCUUGUUGAGUGUAUCAGAUUUUUUUGUUGGACCCAGAGAAAAAAUGAAUCUUGGUUGGGCUUGUAUACGCCUAAUUUAUGUUGUUUCUAAGUUAGAACCAGAAAGUGAUGAAGAUGAUUCAAUAAUACUUAUUAAACAAGUUAUAGAUUUAUGUCUACCACAUAGUCUUACAUCAAUUGCAUCAUUAAUGAUUUUAAACAUAGCUUCUAUAGGAGAAAAAGAUUUUAUUAAAAUUAUGCAUAAUUAUCACAGUUGGACUGUUGGACUUGGAAAAAGAAAUAUACAAUGUUUAAUAUUUGCAUUAUCCUUAUUAAAUUAUAUCAUUGACACUAAGUCAAUUUCUGACGUAAAACAAGGAAUGAAUAAUGCAUUAUUUGAUCCCGAAAGGAGGCUCUCAGUUUUAUUGUCAUAUAGAUUGACUGCAUUUCAUAACAAAUUAAGUACAUUAUCCCUUACUAUUCUUGGUACACUUGCAGAAAAACGAUUUGUCUCCUUCAGUCUUUCAAUGGGUUUUGACAAUGAUAAAAGAGCAAGGACAGAAAUGUUAUCUUAUUUAAAAAUACAUAGACUACAUUCUACUAAUAUUGUAAAAAUGUUAAAAUUUUUACACAAUGCUAUUGCGUAUCAAUGUAAGAUGUUUGAAAUUAUUUUGAAUGUGGAAUUACUUGAAAAAUGUAUUAAAGAAAAAAAACAAAUUGAACAUAAUGAUAAUAGCAUUUUAUGGUUUAUUGAAGUAGAACUAGAAACUGAUGAUUUCAAACAAGAACAAGAAAAUAAUAUUUAUCUUGAAACCUUAGGAAUUAUUCACACCUUGUGGUAUAACAGAUUUAAUUUAGCAAUGAAUUAUUUACAACAAAAUAAAAGUUUUUGGAACCUAAUAUUUAAACCACUUUUUCAUAACAAAAUGAUACCAGAAAUAAAUUCAGAAAUAUUUUCAAUUUUGUCACUUCAAGCACAUUACUGCCCUAUUGAGAGCAAUAAAGAAUUUUCUGAACAAAUUGAUAUUUUUUUGAAAACAAGAUUAAACAAUAUGUUAAAAGGAUUUUUAGAUUAUUUUGAAGAAAAUAAUGAUAAUUUUAUUGAUAUAAAAAGGAAGUUAAUUUAUUCCUGGAAGUUUUUUACAUUAUUAGUAUUAAAAAACCAUGAUUCUGCUGUAACCAAUAAAUAUCAAGUAGUUGAUAAUAUUCUAAAAUUAUUUAUCAUUGAGCUUAAAGGUAAUGAUACUAGUUCAAUUGUCAGCUUGGGAGAGUCCUUAUUGAUUAUGUUACAAAUAUGGAAGAAGAACUGUAUAAAAGAUUCAAAAUCAACUAUUGAUGAUGUACAAUUAAUAUUAAAAUUACUAAAUCAUAAUGAAACUUUAUCAAAAAGUCAAACAUCCAAAACUACUGUUUUGAUAGUAGUGAACGAGAUCACAACUAUUAUAUUUUCUGAUAAUGAAUCAUCAACUACUAUUCCUGAAGAUAUUAUUAGUAAUGAAAUGUAUAUUACUAUUUGUGAACUUGCUGAAAAACAGUUGGAAAACAUCAAUGAAUCAGAUCAAGAAUUUCGAUCUGUUCUUAUUAAUUUAAAACUUACGAACCAAUUAUUUUAUAAAAUUAUCCCUAUUAUUACUAGACUGUCUAAUAACUGCUAUCAAUCAUAUUUUUUGACAAAUACAAUUAAUCAGAUACUUAAAUAUGUGGAUAAAUGCAAUAAAGAAAAUCAAAUUAAUUCUGUCACUGUUGAAGUGGCUGAUUUUCUUUUAUAUUUAUCCUCAUCAAAGCAUUUUCGUUUACAAUUUGGUACACAGCCAUAUAUUGUAAAGCAUUUAUGUGCUGUACUAUCUGCCAAAUUUGUGACUCAUACAAAUGAAUGCGAAUUGAAAUUUGAUGAUUCUAAACGAUUAUGUGUCUAUAAAAAUUAUUUUAAAAUACUAUUAAAUUUUAUAGUAAUUUGUGACAGUUGUGUAAAGAAAGUAGCAAUACAACAACUAACUUCAAUUUUCUCAGAUUUAUCUAUAAUUCUAAAUUUUCCAAAGAAUAUGAAAUUAUCAAAUCCUCAUUUAAAUCUUGUACAAUCAGUUAUUCAAUUAAUGAAUUUAAUAGUUUCUAAAGAAUAUUAUUAUUAUUGGCAAUCUAUUGGUGGUUCAUGUUUUAUUGUUCUUGAAAAAAUUAUUAUAAGUAUAUGGGAUUGUGCUUAUGGUUCAUAUUUACAAUUAAAUGAUCCAGAUAGUUUAAUCAUGAGUAUAUUUAAAAAUGAGAAAGUACAAUUAAAUCUUCCUGGUUGGAAAACAAGGGAGGAUAUAUUUACAGAAAAAGAUUUAAUCAAAAUUAACAAAACAAGAAAAAUUCUUUUUGAAAUGUUGUAUUCUUGUAAUUCAAUUCUUGCACGAAUCAUGGUUCCUCCUUAUGAAAUUGUAUCGCUGCUUCAGUUGGGUAUUAGUAAUGCUAAUAUAUUUAGGAACAUUGUGAGCAAUGAAGUAAUUAUUGAUUCAAAAUUCAGUACGUUUUUUACUGUUGAUGGACUGAUUGAAAUGAUUGUAUUCCUUUCUGACAAAAUAACUAGACAUGGAGUGGUUUCUACAUCAUUGAUAUCAGCACUCAACGAAAGAUAUGUAUUAGAUGUAGAUUUAGCAAGUUUGAACGAUGCAUUAGAACUUUGUGUGUAUAUAUUUACCAGUCAACUUUUAAUGAAAGUAUCACAAAACAGUGAUAAUAAUCAACAACUAACUGAAAUAGCUGAUAUUGCCAAAAACAUGAGUUUACUUCUUUAUAGAACAAUAAGCAAAGAUGUAGAAGAUAAACGUAUAACUUCAUUUGAAAUAAGAUCUCAACAAUCAAAUGUUGAUGGGUCAGGAGAUUUACUAAUUGGUUUUAUGAAGUUAUUGGAAUUUAUUAAAGACAUUCACAGGAUUUCAACUGCUUCAUCAAGAAAGGAAAUAUCAUCUGGAUGAAAUUACUAAAAUGAAUACUGUCUUGAUUUACGAAUUAUAAUUUUUUUCAGAGACUGAUAAUAAAUAUUUAUUUAUUAUUA